Triplophysa dalaica is the source of this 1633-nucleotide messenger RNA. It is a transcript of the gene bcs1l, whose product is annotated as mitochondrial chaperone BCS1. Bases 223 to 1485 code for a protein of 420 amino acids. Gene Ontology annotation, cellular component: mitochondrial inner membrane. The transcript is spliced from 8 exons. Gene Ontology annotation, biological process: protein insertion into mitochondrial inner membrane from matrix; mitochondrial respiratory chain complex III assembly. Lineage: Eukaryota; Metazoa; Chordata; Actinopteri; Cypriniformes; Nemacheilidae. Gene Ontology annotation, molecular function: ATP binding; ATP hydrolysis activity. The record is from RefSeq and is a predicted model, not a curated record.
ACAGAGGUCGCCAUGUGAUUUGUCCAAUGAGGGACAACGUAUGGGUGCUGUAGGCAGGUUCUGCUGUAAUGCAAUAUCUAUAUGAUCGUUAUGAUUUAUUUUAAACAAGACAAUGCUGUGUGAAAAAUCUGCCGUUGGUCUUUGUAUUACCGAAGAAUACUGUUUGGAGAGGACAAAACUACUUUUCCUGACUGUCUGAGAGAAUCUGAAGACACCCUCAUCAUGACCAUGUCAGAUUUCCUUGGAGCCCUAAAGGACAACCCUUACUUUGGGGCAGGUUUUGGGCUGGUGGGUGUCGGCACAGCACUCGCAGUUGCCAGAAAGGGGGCACAGAUUGGAAUGAUCUUCUUCAGGAGACAUUACAUGAUCACUCUGGAAGUGCCCAGCCGAGAUAAAAGUUAUCACUGGUUGUUAAGCUGGAUCACUGAACAUGCCAAACAUACACAGCAUCUGAGUGUAGAGACCUCCUAUAUGCAGCACGAGAGCGGGCGUGUACAUACGCAAUUCGACUUCCACCCGAGUCCGGGCAACCAUAUUAUUUGGUAUGGAAGGAAGUGGAUCCGAGUGGAAAGGACCAGAGAAAAACAGAUGGUGGACCUGCACACUGGAACUCCAUGGGAGUCUGUCACAUUCACAGCUAUGGGCAGAGAUAGGCGGAUAUUUUUUAACAUACUCCAAGAAGCUCGUGAACUGGCUUUAAAGCAGGAAGAGGGACGGACCGUGAUGUACACAGCCCUUGGAGCGGAGUGGAGGCCGUUUGGGUUUCCAAGGCGACGACGACCUUUGUCUUCCGUAGUACUGGAGAAUGGAGUGGGGGAGAGGAUUGUGGAUGAUGUAAAAGAGUUUAUUGGAAAUCCCAAGUGGUAUACUGACAGAGGUAUACCAUAUAGGAGGGGCUAUUUGCUGUAUGGACCUCCAGGUUGUGGAAAGAGUAGCUUUAUCACCGCGUUGGCCGGUGAGCUGGGUUACAGCAUCUGUUUGAUGAGUCUCAGCGAUCGCAGUCUGUCUGAUGAUCGUCUAAACCACCUGCUGAGCGUCGCUCCACAGCAAAGCAUCAUCCUGCUAGAGGACGUGGACGCUGCCUUCGUCAGCCGAGACCUGCUGCCCACUGAGAGUCCGAUGGCGUAUCAGGGCAUGGGAAGACUUACAUUCAGUGGACUUCUAAACGCUCUGGAUGGAGUGGCAUCUUCAGAGGCUCGGAUUGUGUUUAUGACAACUAACUUCAUUGAAAGACUGGACCAGGCUCUCGUCAGGCCCGGACGUGUGGAUUUGAAGCAGUAUGUUGGCUACUGCUCCCACUGGCAGUUGACUCAGAUGUUUAGGAGAUUUUACCCUUAUGAAUCUCCGUGUGAAGCGGAGAGAUUCGCACAGCAAGCACUGGAAGCACAUACAGAGCUCAGCCCCGCUCAAGUGCAGGGACAUUUCAUGCUCUACAAAGCAGACCCGUCUGGAUCUAUCAAAAACACUGCAGAGAUCAAGGAAUGAAGAGCUGUUGAGGGCACACAGACUUUUGUUGAAAAAUGAUGCUAAGUGAACCACAACAAAUUGAUAAACAUUUGUUCCUUUUAUGUUUACACCGUUUGGAUAAACAAUUUUCACACAACCGACAAAUAAAAUCCAGCUGUGAGAGGUU